UAUCCCACUCUGAAGUUUUAUUAACUAAUUAUCUGUAUGUGAUCAGAAAUCAAAACCUACGUACCUUCCUUGCACCUACUUUUUGUGAUGUGUCGCUAAUCCAAUGAUUCCCAUAAAUGGGUUAUUGCAGUACUGUAACAGUGAAGAAUACAGACAGUGCAGAAGUAAGAGUGAUCUAUGAUGCAAAACAAGUUAUAUCAGGACUCCAACCUCCUAUUGUCAAGGAUCCAGAGAGUGUGUGGCCAGCGGAAACGGCUCAUGUUUGGAGUGAGUUGAGCGAAGCCAUCUUAAGCAAAGAGUGGGGAAAAGCAAAAGAAGCAAAGAAAAGUAUAGAAGAAAGACAGAGAGAGCUUCGCAGAGAAAGAGAAUCAAAGGGAGAAAAUUGGGUUCCUAAACACUUUACGGUGUCUUACAGCAAAGAGAAGGGUUGGAACUGUUCCCCAAUUGAAAAUUCGGUCCAAAAUGCCCCUAUCAUCUCCUUGUAAACAUUUUUUAUGUUUCGAAACUGUUACCACCUUUUCCGAGAAACAACGUCGUAUUAAAACAAGGUGGUUUGAUAUUGUGAAAGUCAUCUAUCCAUGGUUGUUAUGAAAAGCAAUAAGUGAAGC
This is a messenger RNA of Vigna angularis (adzuki bean), 608 nucleotides long. Its product is annotated as oxysterol-binding protein-related protein 4B-like. Gene Ontology annotation, molecular function: lipid binding. The coding region runs from base 117 to 485 and encodes 122 amino acids. The transcript is spliced from 2 exons. Lineage: Eukaryota; Viridiplantae; Streptophyta; Magnoliopsida; Fabales; Fabaceae. The record is from RefSeq and is a predicted model, not a curated record.